This is a messenger RNA of Paraphaeosphaeria sporulosa, 3097 nucleotides long. Its product is annotated as ubiquinone biosynthesis protein-like protein coq-8. Lineage: Eukaryota; Fungi; Ascomycota; Dothideomycetes; Pleosporales; Didymosphaeriaceae. Gene Ontology annotation, molecular function: kinase activity. Gene Ontology annotation, biological process: ubiquinone biosynthetic process. The coding region runs from base 77 to 2794 and encodes 905 amino acids. The transcript has 2 exons. Gene Ontology annotation, cellular component: extrinsic component of mitochondrial inner membrane. The record is from RefSeq and is a predicted model, not a curated record.
UCUCACGAGAGGUGCUCGAGUCCAGGCACGCUGCAUUCUGCGUGGCUCGAUGCGACAGACGCAUUAGUUAUUUCCAAUGGCGGGCCGACGGCUCAUCGACGCGGCGAAGCUGUUCAAUGCCUCGAAAGGCAUCGCGCAGCAGCACCUGAAGCUCCGCUCGCAGCAGCUCGAUGUCUUCACCAAGACGUCCUCCCUCGCCAAGGCCGCGAAGAACCAGACCGACCGCAUUACCCUGACGCUCGAGGCUGCGCGCGUGCUCUCGCAGCGGCUGAACGAGGAGGCGCCCAGGUAUGCCUCUGCUGCCGUACAGCGGGCGACAGGUGCCCAGCAUGCGGACGUCCCGACGAAGGACAGUGUCAAGGGCGAGAGGCCCAGGGAAGAUACAAAGACGGGCCUGGAACAGGACCAUCAUUAUGACCGGUCGGCAAAGAACACGCAGGCAGCACCGCCGGCUGACGGAGAACUCGGCGUGCGCCAGGAGGAGGCCGGCCAGGCGCCGCUGCCGGACGGGACAAUUCCUUCAGCUGGGGUCACGCUGGAGGAGGGAACCAGAGGCCAGGACACGUUCAGCGAACGGCCGGUUCCCGAGGCCCCGAAAGCGCCGCUCGCAGAGGAACACCGCACCAAGCCGAGGGAUGACGAGGGCAUGCGGCCUGUCGAGUCCAGGGCGUCGACGAUACCUGUGCCAGGCAAGCCCGCCGGUGCCUCGAGUGACAAGAUCAUGUCGGUGGAUGAGAUGCGCGCCCAGCGUGAACAGUUCGACCAGAUCCCGUCGCACGCAAACGAGCCGUACCAUCCCUCUCCCGCGCCGCGAGUACAGCAAUUGCAGGAAGGACACGACCGAGACGUCUUCUACACGCGAUCAGUAGAAUCAGAACCAACGACCUCCUCUCACCAAUCACCGAAGACGCGGAUACCCAGAUAUGGCGAGACGCACCAAGAGAGCGACUUCCACGUCCGGGAUGAGCAGAUGAACCAGGACGUCUACUACUCUGUAGCUGAGCCAGACCAAGAGCAGAUGCAAAGAGAGGACAUUCCACAACGGGUUGCUGUCCCAUUACAGGAGAGCGUGCCAGAGGGCAUCAACACAGACGUGUUCCUCACUACCCGAUACAAGAAGAUGCUAGGAGGGAACCCGUACAACCAGAAGCCACACAUGGAUCUGAAGGGCGCAGCGCGUACGCCGCUUGACCACACCAAAACUGCACAAGGCCACGAUCAGGACACGUUCAAUGUGCGGAGAAGUGAGGAGAGCCAGCCGUCGCUGCCAGAAGAACCCCUGCAGCAAUCACACCCAGCACAGCCCACACAGCCCACGCAACCCGGGACAUCAGAGAAAGAGAUGCAUGAGCUAGCCUCGCAGCUUGCAAAGGACGCCGAGGCAGCCGCUUCGCCCGCCUCUGAGAUUCCCAGUGAAGUGAUUGACGAGCCAGAAAAGGCCCGGUAUGAACUACGAGAGUCACGAGUUCCGUCAUCACGGUUCGGCCGCAUAUGGCAAUACGCAGGGCUGGGUACAAGCAUGGCAUUCGGUGCUGUUGGGGAGGGCUUGAGACGGGUCACGGGCACUGCGGCAGCCACUGGAGGGUCGCUCAUGCUGAGUCCAGGCAACCUCGAAAUACUGGUUGCGAAGCUGUCCCGAAUGCGCGGUGCUGCUCUGAAGCUGGGUCAGAUCAUCAGCUUUCAGGACAUCAAGAUGCUGCCGCCGGCUAUCCACGAAGUUCUGCAACGCGUGCAGGACAGUGCAGACUACAUGCCCGCCUGGCAACGCGACAAGGUUCUUGCGAGCAACCUCGGCAGCGAAUGGCGAGAUCUGUUCACCUCAUUUGAUGAGAAGCCAAUUGCAGCAGCAUCGAUCGGCCAGGUCCACAAAGCUGUGCUCAAGUCCACGGGACAUCCUGUCGCAGUCAAGGUCCAGUAUCCUGGCGUAGCCGAUUCUAUUGACUCCGACCUCAACAAUCUCUCCAUCCUACUCACUGCCUCGCGCCUCCUUCCCAAAGGCCUGUUCCUCGACCGCACCAUCGCAAACGCCCGCACAGAGCUAGCAUGGGAAUGCGACUAUGUCCGCGAAGCCGAGUGGCAAGAGCGCUUCCGCGCCGCCGUCGCCGAUGACUCCUCAGUCUUCAAAGUUCCCAAGACCUUCCCGGAAGCCUGCGGGCCGCAAGUCCUAACCGCCGAGCUCGUCCACGGCGUCGGCGUUGCGAAGCUGCCCACCCUCGCCCAGGAAAAACGCGACUGGAUCGGCACCCAGAUCCUGCGGCUGUGCCUCCGAGAAAUUAUAGAAUUCAAGUUCAUGCAGACGGAUCCAAACUGGACGAACUUUCUCUACAACGAGAAGGACCACAAGAUUGAGCUCCUCGACUUUGGCGCCUCCCGCGAGUACGCUGAGGAGUUUGUAGACCCUUACAUCAACGUCCUCAUCGCCGCUUCGCUGAACGACCGCAACGCUAUCCGCGACCUCUCCAUCCAGCUCGGCUAUCUCACUGGUGCGGAAUCGCAGCCUAUGCUCGACGCACACAUCCAGUCGGUCCUCACACUCGCAGAGCCCUUCCAGGAGUCUGGGCCAGAGAUUUACGACUUCAGGGACCAGACCAUCACCGACCGGGUGCGUGGGCUGAUUCCGGUUAUGGUGCGGGAACGCCUGGCACCGCCGCCUGAGGAAACUUAUAGUUUGCAUCGGAAGCUGAGCGGCGCGUUUUUGCUCUGCGCGAGGUUGGGGAGCAGAGUGCCAUGUCGCGCGUUGUUUGAGAAGGCUAUCGAGACGUAUCGCAAGGGUGGGAAGAUAACGAAUCCAUAGUCAGAGCUUGUAAGUAUACUGUGCUAUAUUGUAAAUAUUAUUCGUCCCUGGGAUGGCGGAUCGGGAUGCAGUGGCCGCAUGCCGUAUCACAUCAACAUCGUGUUCACUCAUACUACAUGGCUUUUCCGCAUCGAGAACGCUGCCAGCAGUUCAAAGACCACGAUCGAGUUCGCAUAAGCUCGUCCCUCACGGUCACAAGGGUACACUCGCGCAGUGGGUAACCAUUGAUGAGUAUCAGCUCCAUUGAUGAAAGUGUCGCGCUCGCGCUAUAAAGAGUGUAAGAAAGUAUAUGUACAACAGAAG